Messenger RNA from Rotaria sp. Silwood1, 345 nucleotides. The record is from the annotation of a GenBank genome assembly. Lineage: Eukaryota; Metazoa; Rotifera; Eurotatoria; Philodinida; Philodinidae.
AUGGUUCCAACAUUGAGUCAUUUUAUUUCAUGCAAUGUAACAUCUUUUGGUGAUAGUAAAGAAUGUAAAAAUGAACUUGAUCUUCUACUUUCUCGUGCACUCAGCCUAUCGCUCUUAGGCUUUGCAGAAUGGCGUCUACAAAGUUCUGCAGAAAGUCUACCUUUAGAAAUCAAGAAUACGUGGUUAAAAGGACUCAAUUUAACUGCAUACAAGAAACCAUAUGAUGAGGAGCAAUGUAUAAGAUGCAGUCGUUCACGUCUUGCUAUGCAAUGUGAAGAACUUCACAUUUGUGUGAAAAAUCGAAUAUCAAUAUGUUGUUUUGUCAAAGUUAUACGUGAAAUGUGA